GAGUUGUUUGUUGAAACCAUAGCCAAAGAUGCUUACGUGUAUGCUCAGCAAGGAAAAAGGAAAACUCUGCAGAGAAAAGACCUGGAUAAUGCCAUUGAAGCUAUUGAUGAAUUUGCUUUUUUGGAAGGUGCCGGAGCCGUCGGCAGAGAGGACGAGCAAGGGAACCUCUUUGCAGAGAGGGGCUGCUGCAGGAGGCAGAGCCAUUUCCUCCACCUCGGGCAUGGUGCCUCUGGCAGUCCUGUCAGCGUGGAUGUUGGAAAGUGCUGGUCCAGCUGCUUGUCCCGUCGGAUCGGCUCCCCCCACCCCGGCCUCCCGGGGCUCUCCAGACACUCCUCCAUGCUUGAUUUUCUUAGAAGCAAGAAGGUGAGAAAAGUGGUUUUGUCCGGCGCCCCGACUCGCCACUGCGGCCGGCAGCCCCACGUUUCUGCAGGUUCCUGCUGUGAGCCCGCCCGUGUGCACGUGGAGCGGCUCCUGCUCUUCGAAGGCGUUCGGAAGGUGGAGGUGGUCGACGGCUGUCACUGCAGCACGUGCCCCAAGGAAUGUCUCCGUCUCCCAGCUCUGAAAACCUUCUUUCCAGACUCUCCCUGGGAGGUCACGCUUGACGUGGGGAAAUGCUCUGACCUGGCCUACAGUGCAG
Molecule: messenger RNA, 637 nt
Organism: Phaethon lepturus (White-tailed tropicbird)
Lineage: Eukaryota; Metazoa; Chordata; Aves; Phaethontiformes; Phaethontidae
Gene: POLE4
Product: polymerase (DNA-directed), epsilon 4, accessory subunit
Exons: 5
Molecular function (GO): protein heterodimerization activity
Source: RefSeq, a predicted model, not a curated record